Molecule: messenger RNA, 839 nt
Organism: Vombatus ursinus (common wombat)
Lineage: Eukaryota; Metazoa; Chordata; Mammalia; Diprotodontia; Vombatidae
Exons: 4
Coding region: 1-816 (271 amino acids)
Source: RefSeq, a predicted model, not a curated record
AUGGCCCUUUCCACUACAAGACAGCUGUCUCCCAUGGCUCUACCAAGACAGACCCCACUCGAGGCUGGAGCCCAUAGAAAAGUUCCCAAACCCGAAAUUUCGCUUCCGACGACUAGGGUCUGCUUCGACCUUAUUACUCACCGACCCUGGGGACACAAGGUCAAGGCGCACGUUAUUUUUGUGGGCACUUCGGGGUUUUCUCGGUUAUUUCCUUCCUUUUUCCCACCUCCUUGUCCUUACUUGGUCCAUCUACGUUUCACUUUCCCAAGUGUGUCUCAACUGCCAAGUCAAGCACAUCAACAAGAAGGAAGAGCCUGUCUCUACUUCCCUCUGUCCCACUCCUUUCAGAAGCAGGCACGCCGACAUCCAGGGCCAGACUCUCGGCACUUCCCCUUUCCUCCACGCGCUCCCGGGGAAGCAGCUCUUCCAAGGCUGCAAGCUGCGGUGUGUCUGAGCCCCCUCCCUGGCCAGGUGGGGCAGGAUGGGCCAGGCCAAGGUCAAGGCGACUGGAUGCAGCGAGAGCGGAGGAGGCGGUCCGGGGCAGCUGUCUUGGGAGAGGCAGAGACGCGUCGCUGGCUGGGCGAGCAAAGCCAGGCUGGAUUGAGCGAGGGCUUCUCCCUCCUCCAGGUGGGAGCUGGGACGAAGAACCCUUUAUUUGUAGAGGAGCAGAGAGAGCCGCAGGACUGUACCUCCUCCUGCCAGCUCUCCGCCUCUGCCAAGUCGCGUGACAGUAGGGAUGAGAAUUGGGAGAGGAGGGGCCAAGGCAAAUAUGAAAGUCUGCCCAAAAAAAAAAAAAGACUGAAGUACUUGUUUUAGUGUAAGCUGCCCCGGCAAUAUGA